Messenger RNA from Labrus mixtus (cuckoo wrasse), 1620 nucleotides. RefSeq lists its product as uncharacterized. Bases 586 to 1320 code for a protein of 244 amino acids. Lineage: Eukaryota; Metazoa; Chordata; Actinopteri; Labriformes; Labridae. The transcript has 6 exons. The record is from RefSeq and is a predicted model, not a curated record.
GUUCAAUAAAAAAAGGCAGGUCACACAAGCAGGUCAAGAACAUGAUGUGUUGAUAAGGUUUUAUGCUUUUUUUUUUCUUUAUAAUUUUGCUUUAUGUUAUCGAGGUUAAAAAUAGUUGCAAACCUAGACAGAUAUAAAUACAACAUUUCUGAUGUUGUAUUUAUUUAUUUCUAGAUUUGCUAGCUCUUGGUUCUCAUUUGGCGACCUGUUCGUCUGUUGAAUUGUUGUUACUGCCGAGAUGCCCCUGAGCAAGGCACUGGAUCCCCCUCCUCCCCCCCACCAACCAGCUCAGAAGUGCUCACUGUGGGCAGCCCCCUCACUCUGACAUCUCUCCCAUAGGUUCCUGUUUGUGCAUGUGUGUUCUUUACUUUAAAGCAUAAUCCAUGGACAGUACAAACACUACUUUAUCUAGUUCCAACACCAAUGAAAAUAUGACAAAAUUGCAAGAAAAGUACCAUCCAAUGGUUUCUACAACAUUUAAAAAAAAAAAAAUGUUGUAGAAACAUCUCAAACAUUUCUUUCCCACAUCAACUUGUUUUCUUUUUCUCCGUCUCCAGAGACUCUUCUUAUGCAUCAAACUCUCUCAUGUUGAAGUUUCCACCAGAGCUCACUGUCCACAAGGACAAUGUGCUGUACUUCCUGUAUGUUGUUGGAGGACUCCUGAUGACGGCCACUGCAGGAAGUCAGUGUGUUGAUGUUGUUGUGAGGACGGCCCAGAACCCCGCUAACCUGCAGCGCCUGUCCAACACACUCAUUGGGCUCAUGGGCCUCCAAUGCAAAAUACAUGCUAAGUCUGCAUCACCACGGAAACAGAAAAUACUUUAUUUCUCUGACAGUUUGAAGAAUCUUUUUGACAUGACAAACACACUGCAAGGACGUCUUCAUUCAAAGGUUUUACGUCUGUUCCCGGAGGAACAAAUGAGCCGGGAGUCGUCUCCUGCUAAUUGUAUCUCAGCUAAAAGAUGCAGGAUCUAUUUUAUCCUGCUGUGCGGUGUGAGGAGACGGACCAUUCUGAUUUUGUGCAUUGGCAGCAAGAGAAGCGAGCUGAAAACCUUCAAACCAGAGAAUCAGUUACAGUGGCUGAUUCAAUUUAGCAGCGAGGCACAAGCACAAGGGGAUGUGGUUUUUCUUUUAUUGAGUGCACAAAGUGGACGUAUUAGCUCCAUAUCUGACGCUGAUGAUGCUACCCAUGAACGUUACCCUUCGAGUCUAAACCUGGGAUUGUCUCUACUGUUUGUCUUCUUUCUUUGGAUGUACUUACCUCAUAUCACAGUUUUUGCUUUGAUCUGUUUUGCUUUAAAAAGAACCUCAAGAAGUUAAAUCAGCUCUGCAGUCGUACAAAUUGCUAAAUAUCUAGGUACAUACGCAACUUGUCAGAAAUGCAGCGAAGGAUUCAAACAUGUGUGGCCCUGUUUCUCUCUCUCCUCCCUCUGUGCACCUGAGUGCAAUCUGCGCUUAAAGGAGGAGGAGGAGGGAGAUUUAGAGGAGCAAGUAGAGUAGAAAAUACUUUGGUACACACACUCUCUAGGCAUGUCUUGAGGAGCUUUGUUUCUCCAUCUUACUUUGUUCUAUUUCCCCCCAAACCCAGGUAUUUAUUUCUUUACCUCUGCAUGUUUAGAU